Molecule: messenger RNA, 5273 nt
Organism: Chanos chanos (milkfish)
Lineage: Eukaryota; Metazoa; Chordata; Actinopteri; Gonorynchiformes; Chanidae
Gene: pxdn
Product: peroxidasin
Exons: 23
Coding region: 1-4437 (1478 amino acids)
Biological process (GO): response to oxidative stress
Molecular function (GO): heme binding; protein binding; peroxidase activity
Source: RefSeq, a predicted model, not a curated record
AUGGCGUUGUGGACUGCCCGAACAAACUUAACUUCUUUUUUAGCUGUGGUUGGAGUUUUUCUACUCUCUUGUAGCCCGCAUCUAGUGUUUUCUUGUCCAAGUCGCUGUUUAUGUUUCCGCACCACAGUGAGAUGUAUGCAUUUAAAUUUGGAAACUGUACCGGCUGUCUCUCCUCAAACUACAAUUCUAGACCUGAGAUUCAAUAAAAUCAGGGACUUACAACCGGGUUCCUUCAGACGGCUAAAGAACCUCAACACGCUACUUUUGAAUAACAACCACAUCAGAAGAAUUCCAAGAGGAGUGUUUGAAGAUUUGGAGAAUCUAAAAUAUCUCUAUUUGUACAAGAAUGAAAUCCAGUCAAUAGACCGACAAGCAUUUAAGGGGCUUGUCUCUCUAGAGCAACUAUACCUGCAUUUCAACAACAUCGAGUCAUUAGAACCAGAGUCCUUCACUCACCUCCCGAAGCUUGAACGCCUAUUUUUGCACAACAACAGGAUAACUCAUCUUGCACUGGGAACCUUCUCCCAUCUGCAGUCUAUGAAGAGACUGCGUCUGGACUCGAACACACUGAACUGUGACUGUGAGUUGCUGUGGUUGGCUGAUUUGUUGAAGCAGUAUGCUGAGUCAGGUAAUGCCCAGGCUGCAGCUACCUGUGACUACCCCACACGUCUACAGGGACGAUCUGUCGCCACGCUCACUGCUGAGGAACUCAACUGUGAGGUCCCCAGGAUCACUUCUCAGCCUCAGGAUGUGGAUGUAACAUUGGGAAACACGGUUUAUUUCACCUGCAGGGCAGAAGGAAACCCCAAACCCCAGAUAAUAUGGCUGAGAAAUAACAACGCUCUGGAUAUGCGGGAGGACUCUAGGUUGAACCUGCUCGAGGACGGGACGCUGAUGAUCCAGGACACGCGAGAAACUGACCAGGGCGUGUACCAGUGCAUGGCCAAAAACGUGGCUGGAGAAGUGAAGACCACCGAAGUAACUCUGCGCUACUUUGGCACACCCUCACGACCCAGUUUUGUGAUCCAGCCUCAGAACACAGAAGUUUUAGUCGGGGAGAGCGUGACUCUGGAGUGCAGUGCCACUGGUCAGCCGCAGCCUCGAAUCUCCUGGACCCGCGGGGAUCGUAAUCCCCUGCCCAAUGAUGCCCGCAUCAAUAUCACACCAUCAGGGGGGCUCUUUAUCCAAAAUGUUAACCAGGCAGACGGAGGCCAGUAUACUUGCUUUGCCAGCAAUAAUGUGGACACCAUCCAUGCCACCGCCUACAUCAUAGUGCAGGCUGUCCCUCAGUUCACAGUGACUCCUCAGGAUCAGACUGUGUUGGAGGGGCAUACAGUGGAUUUCCCGUGUGAGGCCAAUGGGUUCCCCCAGCCUGUUAUCGCGUGGACCCGCGGUGGUAGCACUUUGCCCACUGACAGACGGCACGUGGUCCUUUCCACGGGCACUCUUCGCAUUGGCCGUGUGGCACCACACGACCAGGGCCAGUACGAGUGCCAGGCAGUAAGCCCUGUGGGCACCGUGAGGGCAGCUGUACAGCUCAAUGUGCAGCAAAGAGUAACGCCUGUUUUCACAAAUGCUCCAAGGGACCUGACGGUACAGGCUGGCUCGGAUGUCCAGAUUCCCUGUAGUGCUCAGGGAGAGCCCCAGCCCAUCAUAACCUGGAACAAGGAUGGAGUCCAGGUGACAGAGAGUGGAAAAUUUCACCUCAACCCAGAUGGGUAUCUAGAGGUGAAAGAUGUUGGUCCUGCUGACGGUGGCCGUUAUGAGUGUGUGGCCCGCAACUCCAUCGGCUAUUCCUCAUCUAGCAUGGUGCUAACGGUUCAAGUUCCACAAGUGAGCAGGGAAGGUGACCCAUUUGUCUCCACCUCUCUUGAGGAAGCUAUUCGCAGUGUGAACAGUGCUAUAGACUCUACCAGACGCCACCUGUUUGAUGGCUCUCCACGGACACCUGGUGAGCUGUUGGCCCUGUUUCGAUACCCGCGGGAUCCUUACACAGUGGAGCAGGCCAGAGCCGGGGAAAUCUUUGAGCAAACAUUGCUUCUCAUCCAGAGACAUGUUAACCAGGGCCUGAUGGUUGACACCAAUGGCACAGCUUUCCGUUACAAUGACCUAGUGUCGCCUCGAUUCUUGGACAUGAUUGCUAACUUGUCGGGCUGCACAGCCCACCGGCGUUUCAACAACUGCUCAGACAUCUGCUUCCACCAGAAAUACCGCAGCCAUGAUGGUACCUGCAACAACUUGCAGCACCCAAUGUGGGGCGCAUCUCUCACUGCCUUUGAACGUUUACUCAAAUCUGUUUAUGACAACGGAUUCAACCUCCCGCGAGGCGCUACAGAACGACGACAUAAUGGUUUUCUGCUCCCUCUCCCUCGUCUGGUCUCUACAACCAUGAUUGGCACGGAGACCAUCACUCCAGAUGAUCGCUAUACCCACAUGCUCAUGCAGUGGGGCCAGUUUUUGGAUCAUGACCUGGACUCAACAGUGGUCUCCCUCAGUCAGUCUCGCUUUUCUGAUGGACAGCUUUGUACAGCAGUCUGUACCAAUGACGCACCAUGUUUUCCAAUCAUGUUCCCCCCCAAUGACCCUCGGCAGUUGCGUAGUGGUGCUCGCUGCAUGUUCUUUGUACGUUCUAGCCCAGUCUGCGGCAGUGGAAUGACUUCUCUGUUGAUGAACUCUGUUUACCCUCGUGAGCAGAUCAACCAACUCACCUCUUACAUUGAUGCUUCAAAUGUGUAUGGCAGCUCCCAGCAUGAGGCAGAGGAGAUACGGGAUCUGGCCAGCCAUCGAGGUCUGCUCCGACAGGGAAUUGUCCAAAGCACAGGAAAACCACUUCUACCUUUUGCGACAGGGCCACCUACGGAAUGCAUGCGGGAUGAAAACGAGAGUCCCAUCCCUUGCUUUUUGGCGGGUGACCACCGAGCCAACGAACAGUUGGGUCUGACGGCCAUGCAUACGGUGUGGUUCCGAGAACACAACCGAAUAGCAACUGAACUCUUGCGCCUCAACCCUCACUGGGAUGGGGACACCAUUUACCACGAGGCACGCAAGAUCGUAGGGGCCCAGAUGCAGCACAUCACUUACAGCCACUGGCUACCCAAAAUCCUGGGAGAGGCUGGUUUAAAGCUGAUGGGAGAAUAUCGUGGGUAUGACCCCAAUGUCAAUGCUGGUAUCUUCAAUGCUUUUGCAACCGCCGCCUUCCGUUUUGGACACACGCUCAUCAACCCCAUUCUGUACCGGCUGGAUGAAAACUUCCAGCCAAUCCCACAGGGUCACAUUUCCCUUCAUAAGGCUUUCUUUUCGCCAUUCCGAAUUGUAAAUGAGGGUGGCAUUGACCCACUGCUCCGGGGUCUCUUUGGGGUGGCAGGAAAGAUGCGUGUUUCCACGCAGCUGUUGAACACAGAGCUGACAGAAAGGCUCUUCUCCAUGGCACAUGCUGUGGCACUCGAUCUUGCAGCCAUGAACAUCCAGAGAGGGAGAGAUCAUGGGAUUCCACCCUACAAUGACUACAGGGUCUUCUGUAAUCUCUCUUCUGCACAUACGUUCGACGACUUGAGGAAUGAGAUCAGGAAUCCCAGUGUACGGGAGAAACUCCAGAGACUGUAUGGCACACCACUGAAUAUAGAUCUGUUCCCUGCGCUUAUGGCUGAAGACCUGGUCCCUGGCAGCCGACUUGGUCCUACACUCAUGUGUCUACUGGCAACUCAAUUUAAGAGAGUGAGAGAUGGGGACAGGUUUUGGUAUGAGAACCCAGGAGUGUUCACCCCAGCUCAGUUGACUCAACUGCGACAAGCAUCUCUGGCUCGUGUGUUGUGUGAUAAUGGGGACAACAUCACCCAAAUCCAGCCAGAUGUUUUCCAAGUUGCUGAGUACCCUCAUGGAUAUGGCAGCUGUGAUGCUGUGCCUAAGAUUGACCUGCGCAUGUGGCAGGACUGCUGUGAAGACUGCCGCACUAAAGGUCAGUUCAACGCCCUGUCCUACCACUUCAGAGGUCGGAGGUCAGUUGAACACAGCUAUGCGGAUGAGAAUCCUGCCAACAGACCCCACAGUGAGGGCAGUUCAGCGAAUGAUGUCCUCCAAGAGCCUGUUAAUGUCACUCUCUCACACAAACCAAGCACUGAAAACUCAUUCACCGAUUUCCAGGACUUUGUAGUGGACAUGCAGAAGACUAUCACAAGUUUACGAAAGCAGAUAAAAAGACUUGAAGCACGUCUGAAGAAGACAGACUGCACUGACGAAGAGAAAAGAGAGAGAAGAGAUGGGGAACGCUGGAAAAAGGAUCCCUGUACCAUCUGCCAAUGCAGAGAGGCUCAGGUAACAUGCUUUGUGGAACGCUGUCCACCAGUAGAUUGUGUGAAACCUGUGAAACUGAAAGGCUCUUGCUGUCCCACGUGCCUACACCAGUCAUCGCCCCCUGGUGGAGAACAGCGGCAUGUAUAAUCUCAGGACCCCCCUCCGAACCCAGUGACUUAGGAGCAAAUUAAUGAGAGAGACCUAAAGACCCCUUGGGGGGCAACACAUCCAGAUGCCUCGCUGUUGCCUUUGUUUUUACUUCGUUUUACUUGUUUUCUCAUAUUUUCCCCAAUUUUAUGUUGAUUUUUUUAAUGCCCCCAUAUCCUCAUAUACACUCGCAACAGUACAGCUGUUGCAGAAAUGUUUUCUUCAAGGACGGAUGGAUGGAUGGAUGGCUUGAUGGAUGAAUGGAUAGACUCUCUUUUCCUCACGUAACGACUGAAAAAUGUCCACUGACCCAGAGAGAUCUCCAGUGGGCAUUUUCCCUAUUUCACUACGCCCCCACCGCAGGCUGAGAGGCAAAGCAAGGCAUAUUGACAAAAUGACGGCGACAGAGACAUACAGAUAGACCAGCUUCAGCCAUUUUGUCUCUCACAUGUCUUCUCAGGGCAGAGAUGCCGGAAAACUGGUGCUACCCCUCUGAUUUUAUCCUUAGUUCAAAUUUAGCUCAUUCAACCUUCAAUAUAUUGUCAGUAUUUUUUAAACAAUAUGCAAAUUGUUAUGUAUACUCAUUAUGCACCAUUUCAGAUCAUGUUUGAGCAAAUUCUCUUUUUUUUUUUUUUUUUUUAAGUACUCUAAAGACAUUUUAUGUAUGAAAUGAUUAGAGUUAUUUCAACCUUUGCUAAACGUUUAUGGUGCUUUUUAUCAUAUACACAUUUAGUAUAUAUUUUCCCUUUUGUAUCGACUGCUUACGUUUGAAGAUAAUGUGAAUACCAAGAGAAAAAAAAAGAGAAAAAAAAAAAAGAUUUGUAAUGCAAAAAAAG